Gamsiella multidivaricata is the source of this 989-nucleotide messenger RNA. Its product is annotated as histone-fold-containing protein. The record is from RefSeq and is a predicted model, not a curated record. Lineage: Eukaryota; Fungi; Mortierellomycota; Mortierellomycetes; Mortierellales; Mortierellaceae. The transcript has a single exon. Gene Ontology annotation, cellular component: nucleosome. Bases 222 to 623 code for a protein of 133 amino acids. Gene Ontology annotation, molecular function: structural constituent of chromatin; DNA binding; protein heterodimerization activity.
CCACGCACCCAUAUACCCCACUCGCUUUCGCAUGCCGCUCCUUUCCCUCUCGCCCAUAUAAAUAUUUCAGCCUUCUCCACUGCUUUUUUUUUUCCCUUUCCCUCCCUCUCUUUUGCUACUUCACUUGCAUCCACUUUCAUACGUCCGCCUGAUUCCUCUUGCUCGGUCUGCAUCUCUACACGCACCUUCUUUUCUUUCUUCAUCUAUAACUCUCAUUCACAAUGUCUGGCGGCAAAUCUGGUGGCAAGUCUGCUUCGGCUCCUAAGAACUCGACCUCGCGCUCGUCCAAGGCCGGUCUUCAGUUCCCCGUCGGUCGUAUCCACCGUCACCUCCGCAAGGGUAACUAUGCCCAGCGUGUCGGUGCUGGUGCCCCCGUCUACCUUGCUGCCGUCCUCGAGUACUUGGCCGCUGAAAUUCUCGAGUUGGCCGGCAACGCUGCCCGCGACAACAAGAAGUCCCGUAUCAUUCCCCGCCAUCUCCAGCUUGCCAUCCGCAACGACGAAGAGUUGAACAAGUUGCUCGGACACGUCACCAUCGCCCAAGGUGGUGUCCUCCCCAACAUUCACGACUCUCUCUUGCCCAAGAAGACCAAGAAGGGUGGCGCUCCCUCUCAGGAGAUGUAAACAACAGCAUCAAUUGGAUCCAGGACACAACAUCGCCUCUUUUUUUCAAUCUGUCCUCUUUGCUUUUUUGCUCUGCACAGCUCCUUGUAUUUCAUACAUUUCUUUACAAGCAUCUUGGAAUGCCAACUUCAGGAUUCUUAUCAAUGAGCUUUGACUUCCCUUUUCUCGUUUGAUGUAACAGAGUCAGGAUGUUUGUCGAUCAUCUCCAUCUCUUCACCCACCCUUGCGAUCACUAUUUGUACAUAAUCUAAUAAACUUCUGACCAUAGAACGAAAAUGCCUUUGUCAAGUUUUGUCUCGUUGCUAAAAUGAAAAAAAGCGUUAUGCUUGCAUGUCCAAAUACCGAUUAUGGUUAAUUAAAAGCGGU